Molecule: messenger RNA, 2800 nt
Organism: Myodes glareolus (Bank vole)
Lineage: Eukaryota; Metazoa; Chordata; Mammalia; Rodentia; Cricetidae
Source: RefSeq, a predicted model, not a curated record
UCGAGCGCUGGAGCGCGGGGCGAGCUGCUGCUGGCUGGGAGUGCAGCGGCCCGCGAGCUCCGUGAGGAGCGGCCGGCCGGCGCUGGAGAGAAGGACCUGAAGAUGGAGUAGUAACAAAGGCAUGCCCCAUGAUUCUGAGCACCUUUCCCUGUGGACUCCAGUCCUAGCCAGAGGCUGCACGUGGAGCUGAAGAAAUUGAUCUCCUGCUUUCCUGAGAACCCCUUUCUCUACUAAUUCAUGAGCCAGCAGGAUGCGGUCGCUGCGCUUUCAGAACGCCUGCUCAUAGCUGCGUACAAAGGCCAAGCGGAGAAUGUGGUUCAGCUCAUCAACAAGGGUGCCAAGGUAGCGGUUACCAAGCAUGGCCGGACCCCCUUGCACCUUGCUGCCAAUAAGGGCCAUCUCUCUGUGGUCCAGAUUCUGCUGAAGGCUGGCUGUGACCUCGACGUGCAGGAUGAUGGGGACCAGACAGCCUUGCACCGGGCCACUGUGGUGGGAAACGUUGAGAUCAUCACAGCGCUUAUCCGUGAGGGAUGUGCCCUGGACAGACAGGACAAGGAUGGGAACACAGCCCUCCACGAAGCCGCCUGGCAUGGGUUCAGCCAGUCAGCCAAGCUGCUUGUUAAAGCAGGAGCCAACGUGCUUGCCAGGAACAAGGCAGGGAACACGGCUCUGCACCUGGCCUGCCAGAACAGCCGCUCCCAGAGCACACGCGUCCUCCUGCUGGGCGGCUCCCGGGCUGACCUCAAAAAUAACGCAGGAGACACCUGUUUGCACGUGGCUGCGCGGUACAAUCACUUGUCCAUCGUUAAACUCCUUCUCAGUGCUUUCUGCUCUGUUCAUGAGAAGAACCAGGUUGGAGACACAGCCCUCCAUGUGGCUGCUGCCCUAAAUCACAAGAAGGUGGUUAGAAUCCUGCUGGAAGCUGGCGCUGAUACGACCAUUGUGAACAAUGCAGGCCAGACCCCGCUGGAGACGGCCCGCCACCACAAUAAUCCUGAAGUUGCUCUAUUGCUCACCAAGGCUCCCCAGAUCUUGCGCUUUAGUCGUGGACGAAGCCUGAGGAAAAGGAGAGAGAGGCUCAAGGAAGAGAGGAGGGCCCAGUCUGUGCCCAGAGAUGAGGUGGCACAGAGCAAGGGAAGUGUCUCAGCAGGAGACACCCCCAGCAGUGAGCAAGCUGUCCCCCAAAAAGAGGAAGCUAAAAGAGAUUGCCCAUCUGCUUCCCAGGAGCCCAGAAAGGAUGAGAGGAGGAGAAAGUCAAGGCCGGAGGUGUCAGCACUAUCUGACCCCACCCCAGCAGCAGACCAACAGCCUGGACACCAAAGGAACCCGCACAGUCACCACCACCCCAAAAAGAAGAACAGACAUCGAUGCUGGUCCCCACCUCCGCCCCAUGGGUUCAGGGCGUACCAGCUCUACACACUGUACCGGGGCGAGGAUGGAAAAGUCAUGCAGGCUCCGAUAAAGGGUUGUCGCUGUGAACCUCUCAUCAACAAGCUGGAGAACCAGCUGGAGGCGACUGUGGAGGAGCUCAAGGCCGAGCUGGGAUCAGUGCAGGAUAAAGUGAACGCAAAGCUGGGACAGAUGGAGACCAAGACGCAGCACCAAAUGUGUGUUUUGGACAAACUGAUGGUGGAGCGGCUGUCGGCGGAGAGAGCAGAAUGCCUGAAUCGCCUGCAGCAGCACGCAGCUGCUGAGAAGCAGGAGGGGGAGAAACGGCAGAUGUCCUUGGUGGACGAAUUAAAAGCCUGGUGCAUGUUGAAGAUCCAGAAUCUGGAGCUGAGGCUUUCUGGAGAGUCUCGAACCUGUAGAGCUAAAUCCACACCAUCUCCUUGUGACUCCUCUCCAGAUCAACCAGUGGUAGCUGCAGGGCCAUCGGCUGCUUCCAACAGCUCCUCUCAGGUUGUGAGGCCCAAGGAGAAGGCACUCGGUGCCACGGCUGCCCAGAGACAGCAGCAGGAGCUGCCUCCCUCUGACUGCACAGGCUCCCGGUUAACAAAGGUCAAGGCCCCGGCAGCCCCCUGCCCCCUGAAUGGGGCUCCCAAGUGUGAUCAGCAGACUGGGACCUGUGUCAACAGAGGUACUCAAACCAAGAAGUCUGGCAGAAGUGGGCAGACCAAGCAUCGAGGCCAGCAGCCUGCGGCCAGCAGCCCCUGUGGGCAGCAGUCCUCAGCAGCGGGCAGUGAUGUCCGAGAUGCCUCGCAAGCCCUGGAGCUAACCCAGUAUUUUUUUGAGGCCGUUUCUACCCAGAUGGAAAAAUGGUAUGAACGGAAAAUCGAAGAAGCACGAAGCCAAGCCAGUCAGAAAGCCCAACAAGACGAGGCCACCCUGAAGGAGCACAUCAGAAGUCUGGAAGAGGAACUCGCCAAGCUGCGGACGAAAGUGCAGAAGUAAAACCCAGACCCUGAGGUGAAGCAACGGGACUUCUGGCUUGGGAACAGGAAAGUGACUGUGUCCCAGGAGCUAGGGAUCAUGCACAGGUGGAAUUGCCCUAGAAGUCACCCGUCUGCUGUGGACACGUACUUCUGUGCUCUGAAGUUACAAAAGCUUCGCUAGUUACACCAAGCCUGGGAAGCUUGAGGAGGUGCAGGUCUCACUCCUAAUUCUAAACCUUAGGCCAGGUUCAGAAAAGCAAACCAUCCCGAGAAGAGGAGGUGUGUGCCUAAGUCUGUGAUUCAGUGACAUGAGAUGUGUUAGGAGCAAAGAUUACUCUCUGGAAACGCAACAAGUAGUCAUUCGCACCCACGUCAACACCUGCUGUGCCUAGCAGAGCCAGACUCAGAUGCAGCUGUGCCUAGCCGGU